This is a messenger RNA of Perca fluviatilis (European perch), 1066 nucleotides long. RefSeq lists its product as uncharacterized. The record is from RefSeq and is a predicted model, not a curated record. The coding region runs from base 83 to 1039 and encodes 318 amino acids. Lineage: Eukaryota; Metazoa; Chordata; Actinopteri; Perciformes; Percidae. The transcript is spliced from 4 exons.
CCUCUGAAGGAAGAACGAGCAGGGAACGAGUGUUUUCUUACAAAGGGCACUUGAUAAAGACACUAAAACGAAAAAGAGAAAAAUGGAAAUCGAGGAUCACUCUUACACGAGCACCACUUACGAUAAAGUCAACCCCGUAGAGUUCACAUAUAAAAUGAGUGCAAACGAAAUUGAAGAAUUUGUAAAGCUGAGGGUUUCAAACCAUUACCUCUUCUCUGGAAGGAGAAAUACUUCCAUGUGGGCAUGGAGGGCCAUCCUGAAACAUAUGGGCUUGCAACACAAGAUGACCCAUAGUCAAGCAUCCAAAAAGUGGGAAAACUUGAAGAAGAGAUACAAGGACCUAAAGAACCCUCCAGAUGGGGUGAAAGUGUUCCCUGAAACAUGGCCUUAUUUCAACCUGUUAGACGAUGCCAUGGAGGGUCGACUGAAAGGCAGCGCCCCCAUCCUCAAAGCUCUCCCCACCAAUGGGGAUUUCUUACCCAUCUACGAACCCAAGAAAAGGAAGGCAUCCAUAGUGAUAAACUCCCCUGUGCCUUCGUUAGCAGGCGGGCCAGAGAUCGAGGUUUCCCUGAACGGAGAUGAGGAUGAGGAGGAGGCACAGGACGAAGGAAGCCAGGGAAUGGAUCAUACCAUGCAAGAGAUGGAGCACGACAGGAACACAAUGGACAGCGAAAGACAGGCGAUGGAGAGGGAGAAACAGGUGAUAGAGAGGGAGCGGCUGGUACUGCAGAGGGAGAGAGCUGUGCUGGACAGGGAAGUCGCCGCUCUGGACCGAGACCGAGUCUCGCUGGAGAGAGAGAGGGCGACAAUAGAGAGAGAAAAGGCAGUGAUGGAGAGGGAGAGGGCAAUGGUGGAGAGGGACAGAGACGCUGUGAGCAGGGACCGGCUGGCUCUGGAGCGAGAGAAAGCCAGGCUGGAGAAAGUUAAAGAAAGGACUGAGGAGGUUACAGAAGAGAGCAGCAAGGUGAACCACGCAGAUGUCUUGGACAGGAAGGAGAGAUUCCUCAACUUGUUUGAAAAACUUAUUGAAAAUUUUUGAUUCAUGGGGGUUUUUCUGCACAAAACC